AUGAUCGAACCCGCUGGUCGCCGCGCGAAUCGACCAGAGCCCCCGAGACAUCUUAUAAAAGUAUUGAUAGAAGAUCACAACUGCAACAAUACUGUGUCAUAUACACCUAUUCCUACUCUCCUCUUCUUCAGCCUCCUUCUAAAGCCAAUAGACCCCUACACACCGACAAUACAAUUACCCCGCCAGCCCACCAUGGACCCCGAAAUGAACAAGCUCCUCAAAUGGAGUGUCGCCAACUCCCAGGCAUCCGUAGGCGCCGAUGGUGAGGGCAGUGCCCCGAAUGUACCGGCAGCUGCAUCAAACCUGACCCCGCAAAUGAUCAACACACUCUUUGGCGGCCCCUCCGAGGCCGACCUGAUGCGAGCCGCGAUGGAGGUCGUGCACGACAAAGAGUCCGACCUGGAGAACAAGUUGAUCGCAUUCGACAACUUCGAGCAGUUGAUUGAGGGAAUUGACAAUGCGAACAAUCUCGUCCCGCUGAACCUAUGGAAGCCGCUUGUUGAGCUGCUUAAGCACGACGAGGCCGAGAUCAGACGUAUGGCGGCCUGGUGUGUGGGAACAGCGGUACAGAACAACCCGCAGGCACAGGAUCAGCUCGUCACCCUAAACGAAAUCCCUACACUCGUCACCCUCGCCACUACAGAGUCCAACCCCGCAACCCGCAAGAAGGCCAUCUAUGCCAUCUCCUCUGCAGUCCGUAACCACCAGCCCGCCUUGGAUGCGCUGAAUAAGAGCCUCCCUGAAGGCUAUCCCACCGACAAGACAGACGCCGCCGACAUGGACGGCAUUGAUGUUAUCAUGGAUAAGCUGCGGUCUCACCCGGUCGAAGCCUCGGCAUGA
Molecule: messenger RNA, 840 nt
Organism: Penicillium mononematosum
Lineage: Eukaryota; Fungi; Ascomycota; Eurotiomycetes; Eurotiales; Aspergillaceae
Gene: fes1
Product: Hsp70 nucleotide exchange factor FES1
Exons: 4
Coding region: 1-840 (279 amino acids)
Source: RefSeq, a predicted model, not a curated record